CCGAGUUGCCAAACAGUAUUCAGUAUUCACACUCGAAAUUAUCGAAAGUGGGGAUUGAUUUGAUUUAUUUCCUCCCGACCCCCAAGAUACCACGCCCAUUUUCUAUCAAAAUCUCGCAAAAACAGUUUAUUCGAAGCCCAAGGAUGACCCCACCCCAGUAGUACCAGUCAAAUAGGCAGUUGUUGGAGAGACUCGCAAGAGAGCGAGAGAGAAGAAAGGCGUUGGAGAUACAAGCGGCACACGCGUAACACCACACCCACAUCUUCGAUUGAUUUCCAAAACUCUUCAAUUUGUUUUUCUUCAGUAAUCAACUUAUUUUUGUUUGUUAUAUCGUCGAGUCGAUUGUCCUACUGGAUUGCGAUCGGCUUUGCCCUAGAUUUCUGUCUUCUCAUUUUAGGGUCGAGUGUUUGCUGCGAUUGAAUGCACAUUCUGGUUGUUUUUAUGAAGGCGAAUUGUGUUAUGGAGGCGAAGUGUGUGGAACGAGACAUCGAUUCUGAUUUUCCGUGUCGUUUAAUUACGCGUUUGAUGAGUUUUUGAGGCGUGGAGCUUGAUCUGGGGAUCCGAAAUGAGCACCGAAAGGCAGUCGGUAGCGUUUCGGGAUCUUGCCGAGGAAGCGAAGAAGCGGAUCGUUGUUCUGAUAAUAUGCGUGGUCGGCUUGUCUUAUCUCAUGUCAUUGACUAGUUCCUCAGUCUGGGUCAAUCUGCCUGCUGCUGCCUUCUUAAUAAUCUCCCUUCGUUAUUUCGCUCUGGAUUUUGAGAUGCGAAGGAAAGCUGCAGUGUACAACAGCAAAGCAAAACCGGAAAAUAUUCAUCUUCGAAAGAAACCUGCUGAAGGUUCAAAAGCUGUUUUUGAGAAGUCUGACUGGAGAAGGAAGGUUAACUCCCCUGUUGUUGAGGAUGCAAUAGAGCAUUUCACCAGACAUCUAGUAUCUGAGUGGGUGACAGACCUGUGGUAUUCUCGUAUGACCUCUGAUAGACAAGGUCCAGAGGAGUUGGUGCAGAUCAUUAAUCGUGUUAUUGGAGAAAUUUCAUCUCGUAUGAGGAAUGUAAAUCUCAUAGAUCUACUAACAAGGGACAUGAUUAAUCUUUUCUGUAUGCACUUGGAGCUCUUCCGUGCAACUCAGGCAAAGAUUGAGAAGCAACAGCCUGGGUCUCCGACACUUGAACGCCAAGAUAUGCAACUGAAAUUUGUGCUGGCUAAAGAGAAAAAAUUGCACCCUGCUCUGUUUUCUGCUGAUGCCGAGCACAAGGUACUUCAGCAUUUGAUGGAGGGUCUUAUAUCUUUCACAUUCAAGCCUGAGGAUUUGCAAUGCUCUUUAUUUCGGUUUAUUGUUAGAGAACUCCUAUCUUGUGCAGUGAUGAGGCCAGUAUUGAACUUAGCUAGUCCAAGGUUUAUUAAUGAAAGGAUUGAAUCUCUAGUUUCUUUAAGCAAGGCCAAUAAAAAGGCUACCAAUGUAAAAGUGCCAGCAACAGCAUCCAAAUCAAACGUGUCUCCAAGGAUUUCGUCUGAUCAUUUUUCUCCAUAUUUAGAUCCUUCUGUUAAAGGUGUUGAGCUUGUGCAAUUCAAAAAGGAUCAAUCUAAACCUGCUGAUCAGAAAUCUACAAUAGACAAUGUGAAUGGAACACUUCUUUCAAGGGAUCCAUUGCUUUCCAUGGAUACCAAAUCCACCCAUUCUUGGAGUUCUUUGCCAUCAAACAACCAAAAUGGUGAUGGAGCUGAUAUUCAACGACCCCACUCUGGAAGGGAAUGGGGCGAUCUGUUGGAUAGGGUUUCUCGCAGGAAGACCCAAGCCCUUGCUCCAGAACAUUUUGAAAACAUGUGGACUAAGGGAAGAAACUACAGAAGCAAGCAAGGAUCUGAUAAAGCUACUGAGCCAGUCACAAAAUGUUCUUCAUUGAUUAAGACAGAAGAUCAUUUGAAAGCAUUACCCAGGCAGAAAGAAAAGGCUGGCAUGACCAAGAUUGGUUGUGCUGAGAGCAGGUCUGUUCUUUCUAGGUAUCAUGAUCCACCCAUGGCAGACAAGUUGGUCCAUCAUGAGAAUCAGAACAUGUCAAGUCAAGCACUGGUUAGUUCUUAUGCAGAGGAUGAUGUAGAUAAUCUCAUGCAUUCGGAAGAGUAUUCAGAGAGCAGUUGUUCUUAUACUAGUGAAGAUGAAGAAACGAGCAAUGUGACUGGCCUUGAUUCUCCUGGUACUAAAGUUUGGGAUGGUAAAAGUAACAGGAAUUUAACUCUCUCUCGCAUUCACCAUCCACUUGAAAAUUCGGAUGGCCGUAAGACAAGGAAGAUGGGCAAAGGACAUGUUCACCAUGUAUUACAUAGGACACAAACUAGGAGAAAAAGGUCUAGAUCAAGCAGUCAGAAGGUGCCUGUUUGGCAAGAAAUUGAGAGAACAAGCUUUUUAUCUGGAGAUGGCCAGGAUAUACUGAAUUCUUCUAAGGGACAUGUGAAAUCAGAGGAAUCUAAUGAUGAUUCUGAUGCAGAAACAUUGGGUAGAAUUCACAGUGGAGAAACAGCUUCUUCCUCUGCACCCUUGACUUCCUUACCUCCAAUGAAUGCUCAGAAAAACCUCUUGUUAGCAGAUUCUUUUUUGAAGUUAAGAUGUGAGGUAUUGGGUGCCAAUAUCGUGAAGAGUGGCUCUAAAACUUUUGCAGUUUAUUCCAUAUCUGUUGCAGACAUAAAUAACAACAGUUGGUCCAUCAAAAGAAGGUUUCGGCAUUUUGAGGAGCUCCAUCGACGCCUUAAAGAAUUUCCAGAGUAUAAUCUUCAUUUGCCACCCAAGCAUUUUCUCUCAACAGGUCUAGACGUACCUGUCAUUCAAGAACGAUGUAAAUUGCUUGACCAGUAUUUGAAGAAGCUUCUUCAUCUUCCAACUAUAUCAGGAUCAAUUGAAGUUUGGGACUUCCUUAGUGUUGAUUCCCAGACCUAUAUGUUCUCGAAUUCUAUAUCUAUCAUUGAGACAUUGUCAGUUGACCUUGAUUACACACUGCAUGAAAGAAGAAAAAAGAUACAGACUGCUCCUAGCGCUGCUGUAGAUCCCUUGCCCUCCUGGAGAGAGCAAAAUAAUGCUGAAAGCAAGAUAGCUGCACUACCAAUUAAACAUAGUCUUGUUGCAAAUGAGUCAAAAUUGAAUAAAGGUGCAGUUCAUUAUUCACAAGAAAAGCCAAAGCCAUUUGAGGAUUCUGGUAGUGACUCUGAUAACGUGGAGAAUAGAAAUAUGUCUCCGGCCGAAAAGUCCAUAAAGGGAAAUGAACAUAAUGAUCUACAAGCCUCAGCUCGUACACUUACUGAUGCUACUACUGACCCAGCCCUUCCUACUGAGUGGGUGCCACCGAGUCUAAGUGUCCCAAUACUAGAUUUGGUAGAUGUUGUUUUCCAGCUGCAAGAUGGGGGUUGGAUCAGGCGGAAGGCUUUCUGGGUGGCCAAACAGGUAUUACAGUUGGGAAUGGGUGAUGCCUUUGAUGAUUGGUUGAUUGAGAAAAUCCAACUUUUACGUAGGGGAACAGUGGUUGCUUCAGGAAUCAGGCGGAUUGAGCAGAUACUUUGGCCUGAUGGAAUAUUCAUAACAAAACAUCCAAGGCGACAAAGACCAACUGCCUCUGGAAACACACCCGUACGUUCAACUGAUGGCCAACCCCCCAUAUCUGUAUCUUCACCUAAGAAAAUUGAGGAUGUCCACCAAUGGGAAGAGCAACAACAAAAGGAAGCUGAGCGUCGUGCAAAAUUUGUAUAUGAACUAAUGAUUGAUAAUGCACCAGCUGCUAUUGUGAGUCUUUUCGGUCGAAAAGAGUAUGAACAAUGUGCUAAGGAUCUCUACUACUUUAUUCAGUCUGCUGUGUGCAUGAAGCAGUUGGCUUUUGACCUCCUUGAGCUCCUCCUCCUGUCGGCCUUCCCGGAAAUGGAUUAUGUCUUCAUGCAGUUGCACGAGGAGAGGGAAAAGUUCGGGGAAGUCGGAAGUAAUUGACAAAGAGAAGACACAGCUUCAAAACCAAAUCGUUGUCUUUGUUUUUCCCAUUGGAGGUACAUCGUUUGUUUUUGUUAAAAGGUUACAUGUUUUGCUUGUUGGUACAGCAACUUGCAAGAUGAAUUUGAGUUUUGGAAUUUAAUUGGAAGCCAAAGGUGUCAAUUAGAUAAAAAAAAACAUGGGUUCCAGAUUGUAACUAGCUAUAGCUUUUGCUGUUGUGAGCAAAUUACAUGUAAAUCUCCGGACUAGAGAAGUAAUUAUGCCAAAGUCUCAUUUCCCCCCAUCA
This is a messenger RNA of Diospyros lotus (date-plum), 4247 nucleotides long. RefSeq lists its product as uncharacterized. The record is from RefSeq and is a predicted model, not a curated record. The transcript has 15 exons. Bases 566 to 3961 code for a protein of 1131 amino acids. NCBI's taxonomy places the organism in Eukaryota, Viridiplantae, Streptophyta, Magnoliopsida, Ericales, Ebenaceae. Gene Ontology annotation, molecular function: phosphatidylinositol binding.